AUGCGGUGGCGGCUGCCGGGCGCCCGUUCGACCCUCCCCGCCAGCGUCGCCCUCCUCCUCCUCCCGGUCCUGGUUGCUCCGCAGCAGCACCCAGAAUCCCAUGACUCCUCUGCCCCUCAAGUCUCCGUGCCGUUAGCACCGACCGGAGCAGAUGCAUACCAUUCGAGUGCGGCCACUCUGGCCGUUCCCCCCAUCGUGAAAUCUAUCGAUGCGAGCGCCCUUGCAACUCUGGCUCUGGCGGGCUCCGGCCGCGCCGUUGGAGCCCCUCCUGUCCAGGCUAGCAGCACCGCUGCUGGCCUGGCUUCGCAGCUUCACGCGCGGUCCUUGCAGGACUGGGAGGUUGAGGACUUUGUGCUGUUGGCGACCGUCGAUGGAACCAUUCACGCAAGAGACCGCAGGACCGGCUCGACUCGCUGGGCCCUUGAGGUGCCCAGCAGCCCUCUCGUGGAGAGUAUCUAUCAUCGUGUAAAUCGCUCGAGUUUCGAUGAGACGCAGCCCGAGGAUGACUUUUUGUGGAUUGUUGAACCCAGCCAAGAUGGCAGCUUGUAUGUCUACAGCCCCGGCCCUGAGGCUGGGUUGCAGAAGCUUGGCCUGACCGUCAAACAAUUGGUGGACCAAACCCCUUAUUCCGGUAUUAGCCCUGCUGUGACGUAUACCGCUCGGAAGGAGACUACACUGUACACAAUUGAUGCCCGUACUGGGAGCAUCCUGCGGGUGUUCAGUUCUCGAGGACCAUUCACAGCCGGGCAGGGGUGCCGGAAAGUGGACGGCCUGGAAACAGACUCGGACGAGUGUGAGACAACUUCGGGCACUCUCGUGCUCGGCCGUGUGGAGUAUGCGGUCGCCAUUCAGAACACCGAGACUGGUGACCCAAUCUGCACCUUGAAAUACUCCGAGUGGGCCCCCAAUAAUCGGGACAUUGACCUCCAGAGCCAAUAUCUCCGUACCAUGGACCAGAGUCAUAUCUAUAGUAUGCAUGAUGGAGUUGUGUUGGGGUUCGAUCAUUCUCGGAUGGAUCGGCCUCGGUAUACACAGCGUUUCUCCUCUCCCGUGGCCCGCGUUUUCGAUGUGGUCCGUCCUAUUGACAAGGAUUCCCCGGAUGCGUCCACCCCUUUGGUGCUUCUGUCACAGCCACUCCAGCCGCCAGACCCCGACUACGGCACAUUGGAUGAUCGAGACACACGCGUGUUCAUUGAUUCCACCAAUGCGGGAGGGUGGUACGCUCUGUCUGAAGAGACGUAUCCUCUCGUUACAGGCCGUGCCCCAAUGGCCCAGUGCUAUGACAAGGACUUUUUUCGCAAGGGACAGUCCCUCAUGAGCUUGACCCCAAGUCAACAACGAGAUGCCUUGGCUGGCGUCCAUUCACUGAAUAGGCCGCGUGUCACCCCUCCCAUCCCCCGACUUGGCAGCUCGUCGACAACCGAAUUGUCCAACGACACCCCGCGUGACGUCCUUUGGAGCCCCUCUGAACUCGCCCUUCCCCCCGCCCUUCGGCAUAGCGCGAUCAUCCGUAAGGGCUGGGAUAACGCCUUGGACAUUGUCGUCACUUUGUUUCUGUUGUUCAUUGGUACCUUUAUCUACUUCAACUCUCAUCAUAUCCGAGAUCUCGCAAAGCAGAAGCUGGACAUCAAGAACAUUAUCAACUCGAAUGACAAGUCUCCGCUUUCAACCCCUACCACCCCGAUUAUCGGUUCCGCUCCCGACAUCAAGCGAUCGUCUACUCCGGCUCGACAGGUACCUGGCGUAACUGUGGAGGUUGAUCUCGCCGACACCACUUCGGAGGGUGAUGUCACUCCACGAGCCUCGCGGGACAACAGCUUGCCGCCAGAUGGAACGCCUCGUGUGCAGAUCCGUGAGCCCUCGCGUGGCACUUAUGAUGGGAAGCCAGACAACGGAUCUCAGGAUACCGACAAGCCGAUCAAGAAGAGAGCUCGUACGCGCGGCCACCGGGCUGGAAAGGCGCAUCGUCGCCGCAAGCCGCCUGGUACAGAGGGAGGUGCCGACCACGCUGACCAGGUCGUGGAGCAAGUUAACAAUCUAGCCCCGCAGUCUCGUCUGGAGCCCGACAUCCAAAUGACCCGUACUGUCUCCAACGAAAUUGUGGAGAUGGAUGGUGUCAUCCGUAUUGGUCGAUUGGAAGUCUUUACCGAUGUUGUCCUUGGACACGGUAGUCAUGGUACUGUGGUUUAUCGCGGCGCAUUCGAUGGUCGGAAUGUGGCCGUCAAGCGAAUGCUGAUGGAGUUCUAUGACAUUGCCUCUCACGAAGUGGGACUAUUGCAAGAAAGCGACGAUCACCACAACGUCAUCCGGUACUUCUGUCGUGAACAGGCGGCCGGUUUCUUGUACAUUGGCCUAGAGCUGUGCCCGGCUUCGUUGCAGGAUGUUAUUGAACGCCCCUCUCAGCAUCCAGAGUUGGUCGAAGGGGGCCUCGACAUGCCAGAUGUUCUGAAGCAGAUCACCCAGGGAGUCCGCUACCUGCAUUCCCUCAAAAUAGUACACCGUGAUCUCAAGCCGCAGAACAUUCUGGUGUCCAUGUCCCGCGGUCGAACUCCAUACCGCGCUCUCCGUUUGCUCAUCUCCGACUUUGGACUAUGCAAGAAACUGGACGACAACCAGAGUUCCUUCCGAGCUACCACGGCCCAUGCCGCUGGUACGUCCGGAUGGCGUGCACCUGAGCUGCUGGUGGACGAUGACAUGGAGCCCACGAGCCUCGAGUCGCAACAUACGGAGUCAUCUGAGCCUGCCGUUGUGGACCCUCAGACGAACCGCCGUGCCACUCGUGCCAUUGAUAUUUUCUCGCUGGGCUGCGUGUUUUACUAUGUCUUGACUCGUGGCAGCCACCCCUUUGAUAAGAACGGUAAAUUCAUGAGGGAGGCCAAUAUCGUCAAGGGCCAAUUCGACCUGGAGGAGUUGAAUCGUCUCGGGAACUAUGCCUUCGAAGCUGAUGAUCUUAUCCGCUCGAUGCUGUCCCUGGACCCGCGUCAACGCCCCGACGCUAGUGCAGUCUUGAUGCACCCUUUCUUCUGGCCUCCAUCGGACCGACUCAGCUUUCUCUGCGACGUAUCGGAUCACUUUGAAUUUGAGCCGCGCGAUCCACCCUCGGAUGCCCUGCUCUGCUUGGAGUCCGUAGCCCGGCGAGUGAUGGGCCCCGAGAUGGAUUUCCUGCGUCUGCUGCCGCGCGACUUUAAGGACAAUCUGGGCAAGCAGCGCAAGUACACCGGGUCGCGGAUGCUGGAUCUCCUCCGCGCCCUGCGGAAUAAGCGUAACCACUACAACGACAUGCCCGAGUAUUUGAAAGCACACAUUGGCGGACUGCCGGAGGGCUACCUGAACUUUUGGACCAUACUCUUCCCCAGUUUGUUGAUGAGCUGCCAUCGGGUUAUUAUAGAGUUGGGUCUGACGGAUAUUGACCGUUUCCAGCGGUACUUUACUCCACCAGAGUGA
Penicillium canariense is the source of this 3444-nucleotide messenger RNA. It is a transcript of the gene ireA, whose product is annotated as bifunctional endoribonuclease/protein kinase IRE1. Gene Ontology annotation, molecular function: ATP binding; protein serine/threonine kinase activity; RNA endonuclease activity. Gene Ontology annotation, biological process: intrinsic apoptotic signaling pathway in response to endoplasmic reticulum stress; IRE1-mediated unfolded protein response; mRNA processing. The transcript has 2 exons. NCBI's taxonomy places the organism in Eukaryota, Fungi, Ascomycota, Eurotiomycetes, Eurotiales, Aspergillaceae. Gene Ontology annotation, cellular component: IRE1-TRAF2-ASK1 complex. Bases 1 to 3444 code for a protein of 1147 amino acids. The record is from RefSeq and is a predicted model, not a curated record.